This is a messenger RNA of Capsicum annuum, 1378 nucleotides long. RefSeq names its product putative GDP-L-fucose synthase 2. The record is from RefSeq and is a predicted model, not a curated record. The coding region runs from base 270 to 1211 and encodes 313 amino acids. Lineage: Eukaryota; Viridiplantae; Streptophyta; Magnoliopsida; Solanales; Solanaceae. The transcript has a single exon. Gene Ontology annotation, biological process: nucleotide-sugar biosynthetic process. Gene Ontology annotation, molecular function: GDP-L-fucose synthase activity.
ACACACACGAUCAAUUUCCAUCUACAACCACCCACCCACCCCCUCCUUAUCUACAAAUAUGCUAAGAUCUACGUCGCCGGUCUAAAUAAAUAUCUCAUGUAAUUAAUUAAGCCGACUCAAAUACAACACAAUUAGAUAAAUAUUUGAUUGACUCUAACACCACGACUAUCUCUAUAUAUGCUUCCCCAUAUCUCUCAUUUGUCUCUCUCUCUCACACACACACACACACACACACACACACACACAAUCAAUAUCCCUCACACCCAAAUAUGCCUAUCGACAAAUCCGCCAAGAUCUACGUCGCCGGCCACCAUGGUCUCGUCGGCUCCGCCGUCGUCCGCCACCUCACCAGGCUCGGCUUCACCAAUCUCCUCCUCCGUUCCCAUUCCGAUCUCGAUCUCACUAACCAACUCUCCGUUGACGAGUUUUUCUCCUCUCAAAAACCCGAUUACGUCAUCCUCGCCGCCGCAAAAGUCGGCGGAAUUCACGCUAACAACACUUAUCCAGCUGAAUUCAUAACUAUAAACCUCCAAAUCCAAACGAACGUCGUCGUUUCAGCGUUUAAGUACAAGGUACGUAAGUUGCUCUUCUUAGGUUCUUCGUGUAUUUACCCUAAAUUCGCGCCGCAACCGAUCCCCGAAAGCGCGUUGUUAACUGGGGAAUUAGAGGGGACUAAUGAGUGGUAUGCGAUUGCGAAGAUUGCUGGUGUAAAAAUGUGUCAAGCGUAUAAGUUGCAGUAUAAUUUCGAUGCGAUUUCGGCAAUGCCGACGAAUUUGUAUGGUAGGAAUGACAAUUUUCAUCCCGAGAAUUCGCAUGUUUUACCUGCAUUGUUGCGUAGGUUUCACGAGGCGAAGGUGAAUGGUUUUGAUGAGGUGGUUGUGUGGGGGAGUGGUUCUCCGUUAAGGGAGUUUUUACACGUCGAUGAUUUAGCGGAUGCGGUUGUGUUUUUGUUAGAGAAUUAUAGUGAUUUGGAACAUGUUAAUGUGGGGAGUGGGAAGGAAGUGAGUAUUAAGGAGUUAGCGGAGUUGGUGAAGGAAGUUGUGGGGUUUAAAGGGGAGUUGGUUUGGGAUACGAGUAAGCCGGAUGGGACACCGAGGAAGCUUAUGGAUAAUUCGAAGAUUGCUAGAUUGGGUUGGACACCAAAGAUAUCGCUUCGAGAUGGUCUUGUUGAUACUUACAAAUGGUAUGUGGAGAAUUAUGGCAAACAAUAGUUCAGGUGACUUUUGGAUGUAUCUUGAUAUGAGAUUGUUGUUGUUAUUCAUGUUUUCGGAUUGUUCAAAGAUUAUAAUAAGCUUGAAUUAUUGAUUCUCUGAUGUACUUAUUUCGGAAACUAUGUUUUUGUUAAUUAUUUUUGCCAAAGAUCCAAUUUUUAAUGUUA